GUUAUUCAUUGUAAGCUCAUAAAUACCUUUACCAGCACCUCUACACUAUCCUCCACUGCAGGUGAUUAAUUUGGAAAAAUGUCUGACUUGAUAAUCGAAGAAGAUACCGACAUCAGCGAGUCCGAGUUAGAAGACCAUGCCGAUUCUUGUUAUGAGAAAUUGAAGCAAGCUGGUGAGACAGUGAAAAUAUCAGAAACUGAAUACCGUUGCCCCUAUUGUCCUAGAACAAAGAAGCGGAUAUUUGGAUUCAAUGAUCUUUUACAGCACGCAUCUGGGGUAAGCCGUGGCUCACAGAAGAGGGGGAUAAAAGAUAGAGGAAGGCACUUAGGCCUGGUGAAAUAUAUUCAGAAGGAACUCAAAGGUGAGAGUAUUCCAGAAAAUACAGUGGACAACAAUGAGAUUCACAAAAGCUGUGAUCUGAACGAGCUUUAUGUGUGGCCAUGGAUGGGGAUUGUAGCAAAUAUUCCCGUUGAGUGGAAGAAUGGGCGUUAUACUGGGCAGAGCGGCUCAAAACUUAGGGAUGAGCUGACGGAGAAGGGAUUUAACCCGUUGAGGGUUCACCCUUUAUGGAACUUUAAGGGUUUCUCUGGAUAUGCGAUUGUGGAAUUUAGGAAUGAGUGGCUUGGACUUAGCGACGCCUUGAGGUUUGAGAAGGCGUAUGAGGUGAUUCAUCAAGGAAAGAGUGACUACUUUGAGACUGAAAAUUAUUGGGGCAAGCUGUAUUGUUGGGUGGCUAAGGAUGAUGAUUUCCAUGCAGAAAAUGUGGUUGGUGACUAUCUAAGAAGGAAUGGAGAUUUGAAGACAUUAACGCAGUAUCAAGAGGAAGAGCACACUAAAAAUAGCAAACUACUCUCCAAUUUGACGAGCACGGUUGAAGGUCAGAAUAUGCGGCUUAUAGAAAUGGAAACCAAGUACAAAGAGACUUCCGUAUCCCUGAGCAGUUUGAUGAGCCAAAAAGAUGAGAUGCUCCAAGCUUUUAAUGAAGAAAGGAAAAAGAUGCAGCAGACUGCGAGACAUCAACUCCAACAGAUUUUUCAAGAGCAUGAAAGAACCGCAAUGCAGCUGGAAGUGCAGAGGAAUGAGCUUAAGCAGCAUGAGAAAGAGCUGGAGGAACGUGAAGCUCGGAAUGAGAACGAGAGACUAAAGCUUAGUUAUGAAAAAGAACAGAAUGAGAGAGCAAUCUUAGAGCAAAAGAGGGCCGAUGAAAAUGUUUUAAGGUUGGCAGAAGAUCAUGAGAGAGAGAAAGAAGCACUACAGAGAACAAUGAUCGAAUUAGAAAAGAAACUCGAUGCAAAGCAUGCCCUAGAGCUGGAGAUACGAUGUCUCAAAGGGAAUUUGCAGGUAGCAAAGCACAUAGGAGAUGAUGGGGAUGAUGGAGAUGAGGAAGUAACGAAGAAGUUGCAUAGCAUAGAACAAGAACUAAAAGACAAGGAAGAAGAACUUGAAGAUCUUGAGCAACUCAGUCAAGCUCUUAUUAUCAAAGAACGCAAAAGCAAUGAUGAAUUACAAGAAGCUCGAAAGGAAUUAAUUGCGGUUUUGAUGGAACUAUCGUCUGAGGCGUCCAUUGGAAUCAAGAGAAUGGGUGAGCUAGAUAGUAAAGCCUUCAUAGCAGCAGCUAAAAGAAAGUACAUGGAGCACGAAGUAGACGAGAAAGCUGCUGAGCUAUGUACUGGGUGGCAAUAUCAACUAAAGAAAGCCAAUUGGCACCCUUUCAAGAAUGUUCCAGCUGAAGAUGGUAUAGGUCACAAGACAAUCGUGGAUGGAGAAGAUAAGAUAAUGAAAAAACUGAAGAACCAGUUAGGUGAAGACGCUUACCGAGCUGUGGCAACUGCUUUGAUGGAGCUGAAUGAGUACAAUCCCAGUGGCAGAUACGUAGUUUCGGAGCUGUGGAAUAAUGACCACGAAAGAAAAGCAACUCUCAAAGAAGGAAUUUCACAGUUGCUGGACCAAUGGAGGAUGCUGAAAAAGAAGAAACGGUGCUAGAUUCCUGGCUAGCUAACUUAGUAGGAAACACAGGGGAAGGUUAUUUCUGGAAAGAGUGCAGUCGACUUGGGUAAAGGUUACAUACUUCUGGUGAAUAAUUGGUAUUAUUUUGGCCCUUGAUUCUGAUCAUUUUUUGUCAAUCGAUGUUUCUAACUGAUUUUGAUAGAUAAGUAGUUGAGACAGAUGGUGCCCGGAAAUCCUCUAGCACCGUUUCUCGGUUAUAUUUUAUUCUUAUAGACACCUAGCUCCUUAAAACUAAACUGCAUCAAGUAAUUUUGUCAAAUGUUUGAUUAGUGU
This is a messenger RNA of Erythranthe guttata (spotted monkey flower), 2280 nucleotides long. Lineage: Eukaryota; Viridiplantae; Streptophyta; Magnoliopsida; Lamiales; Phrymaceae. The record is from RefSeq and is a predicted model, not a curated record.